CCAGCAGACGACGCAGUUAAUGUCAAUUGGAUUUUCAAAACGUGUUUUCUGGACCACUUUAAGUUAUCAACGAUUGUGAUAACUUAAAACUUGUAACAAAAAUCUCAAUUGCCAAAAAUAUUAGAUACAGGUUUUAAUGUUUGUUCUACAAAAUCUGUGGAAUCCUUAAAGUUGAAAGAAAAAUUUUAAAAGGAUCAAUAAUGCUGGAAGCAGUACCCUUGAUCAUCACGGUGAUCUUUUCGUUUGUAGUUAAAAAUGUAUUUGGUUCUACUGGAGAUCGCUCCCAAAUGUUCUACAGUUGUGUUAAAGACUGUGUGGAAAAAAACUGUUCAGAUUCAGCACAAGAUUUCCAGUUGUCUCUUCCGUUAAGACUAAUGCAAUGGACAUGCUCUGAUGAAUGCAAAUAUAUGUGUAUGUGGCCAACUGUUAACUGGUUUGUUGAAGCUGAAAUUGGAGUUCAGCAAUUCUAUGGCAAAUGGCCUUUCAUUAGAGUCUUGGGUAUUCAAGAACCUGCAGCAGCAUUAUUUUCAGUUCUCAAUUUAGUUGGCCAUGUAGUUAUGCUAAGGAAGUUUCGCAAAGAAGUCAAUCCUGAUGCUCCCUUCUACGUAAUCACCCACAUUUUUUGCCUUAUAUGUUGUCAUGCCUGGUUUUGGUCCAGCCUUUUCCACAUCAGAGAUGUCCGGUUUACAGAAAUUAUGGACUAUCUGGGUGCAUUCAGCAUGGUGUCAUUUUCUGUCUACCAUUUUAUCAUUAGAUUGACUACUUUGAGACGUUAUAGCUCUCUGUAUUCCUUGUCCUCAGGAAUUGCCAUAGGAUUUUACUUUAUUUAUCACAGCUACACAACUUUCUUUGUCAAAAUGGAUUAUGGAUAUAAUAUGCUCAUCAACAUAGCUUUUGGUGCAAUCAAUAUUUUGGGGUGGUCAAUUUGGUGCUUGAAAUUUUACAAGCAAAGACCCUACGUGAAACAGUGCGCAACAUUCAUUGCGCUGGUUGCCUUCACUACGCUAUUCGAAGUGCUUGAUUUUCCUCCCUUGUUUUGGGUGUUUGAUGCUCAUGCUCUCUGGCAUUUGUCAACUGCACCACUUGCCAUUUUAUGGUACAAAUUUUUGAUUGACGAUUGCCGUUAUUUGGAAGGACUGAAGAUGGAUCUCGAAAAAUUGGCUUAAUUGCGAAGCAAUUUCUAAUAACAUUGAAUAUAUUAGUGCACGCUUGUACGGCCUGAAGUUUAGUACUACUCAGAAGUUUACCUUUCCUAACGCGCAUUUGAGCAGUAGUUCAGCAAUCUCAUAUUCCAUAAAUCCUGUUGUUCAAGCAAA
Molecule: messenger RNA, 1316 nt
Organism: Daphnia pulex (common water flea)
Lineage: Eukaryota; Metazoa; Arthropoda; Branchiopoda; Diplostraca; Daphniidae
Gene: PGAP3
Product: post-GPI attachment to proteins factor 3-like
Exons: 7
Coding region: 201-1166 (321 amino acids)
Biological process (GO): GPI anchor biosynthetic process
Cellular component (GO): endoplasmic reticulum membrane
Molecular function (GO): hydrolase activity, acting on ester bonds
Source: RefSeq, a predicted model, not a curated record